UUCUUCUUCUUUCAAAUUUAUUUAUAUAUCUAAACCAAUUAUGUGUUCGUAGGUACAUACAGCUUCCCCAUCUCUAAAUUUCCCUUAUUCAUGGAAGUCGAACCGACGCCGCAACCGGGACGUCUGAACCGGCUGAACUCCGCCGUUGCCGAAACCUGGAUCGGAAAGCGCUUCAAAUUAACCGAAAGGAAUUCCAACUUCACCACCGAGCUCCGAGCCGGCACUGCCACCUUCUUAACCAUGGCCUAUAUCUUAGCCGUCAACGCCUCCAUCCUUGCUGACUCCGGCGCCACCUGUUCCCAAUCCGACUGUGUCCCUCUCUGUUCCGACCCUUCAAUUUCAAUCUCCAACUGUACCGGGUUGGAUCUCCGGGUUAUACAACCCGACGAGUCCUGCAAGUUCGACCCUGUCAAUCCCGGCUACGCCGGUUGCCUCGAUCGGGUCCGUAGAGACUUGAUUGUAGCGACGAUUGUUUCGUCGCUCAUCGGUUCUGUUAUAAUGGGCGUUUUUGCGAACCUUCCUCUCGCUCUAGCGCCAGGAAUGGGGACUAAUGCUUAUUUCGCUUACACCGUCGUCGGAUUUCAUGGCUCCGGUAAUAUAUCCUACCGGAGCGCCUUAGCCGCCGUUUUAAUGGAAGGGUUAAUUUUUUUACUAAUUUCCGCAAUUGGGCUUCGUGCAAGGUUAGCCAAAUUAAUCCCAAAGCCGGUCCGAAUCAGUUCCUCUGCCGGGAUUGGGCUAUUUUUAGCCUUCAUCGGAUUGCAGGGCAGCCAAGGAGUUGGUCUAAUUGGCUUCAGCCCGUCGACGUUAUUGACAAUCGGAGGCUGCCCGGAAUCUUCCCGGGUGUCGGUGUCGCCGUUGGUGACUUACCUGAACGGAACGGUGGGUCUAAUGGCCGGAGGAAAGGCAUCGGACAAAUUCCUCUGUUUGAACGGGCGAAUGGAAAGCCCAACGAUGUGGCUGGGAAUAGUGGGAUUCGUAAUAAUUGCGUAUUGCUUGGUGAAAAACGUGAAAGGGGCUAUGAUUUACGGGAUCAUAUUCGUGACGGCGGUUUCGUGGAUUCGAAAAACGAGUGUGACGGCGUUUCCCGAAACGCCGUCAGGGGAGGUGGCGUACAACUACUUUAAGAAAGUUGUUGAUAUACACACAUUUAAGAGCACAGCUGGAGCACUUAGCUUUAAGGAUUUGGGGAAGCCUUACUUUUGGGAGGCCGUUGUCACUUUCUUAUAUGUAGAUAUUUUAGAUACCACCGGAACCCUUUAUUCAAUGGCCCGAUUUGCCGGAUUCAUUGAUCAAAAUGGAGAUUUUGAGGGUCAGUAUUAUGCCUUUAUGUCUGAUGCUACGGCCAUUGUCGUCGGCUCCUUGUUGGGAACUUCGCCAGUGACGGUGUUCUGUGAGUCGUCGACGGGGAUAAGGGAGGGCGGCAGGACGGGGCUGACGGCUUUGACGGUGGCGGUUUAUUUCUUUCUGGCGUUUUUCUUUACGCCGUUGUUGGCCUCAAUUCCGGCGUGGGCGGUUGGGCCGCCGUUGAUACUGGUGGGGGUUUUGAUGAUGAAGGCGGUUGUAGAUAUUGAAUGGGAUGAUAUGCUGCAGGCAAUUCCAGCGUUCAUGACGUUGCUUUUGAUGCCGUUAACUUAUUCCAUAGCGUAUGGUUUGAUUGGUGGAAUUGGUACUUACAUGGUGCUGCAUGUAUGGGAUUGGACUUCAGCUGGUUUGAAAAAAUGUGGUCUUUUGAAAUCCAGGAGUGAGGUCAGCGGAUGUAACGGGCAGCUGCUGGCUGAAGAAGGUCCUUUUCGGAAAACCGUACACCCCGAAGUAUAGUAUUAGUAUAUAGUAUUAUUCCAUGGUUGUAAUAACUUUUUUAAUUAAAAUCAUUAACUUUAAUUGAACUUUACAUAUUGA
This is a messenger RNA of Cucurbita maxima (winter squash), 1899 nucleotides long. RefSeq names its product adenine/guanine permease AZG1-like. Gene Ontology annotation, biological process: transmembrane transport. The transcript has a single exon. NCBI's taxonomy places the organism in Eukaryota, Viridiplantae, Streptophyta, Magnoliopsida, Cucurbitales, Cucurbitaceae. Gene Ontology annotation, cellular component: plasma membrane. The record is from RefSeq and is a predicted model, not a curated record. Gene Ontology annotation, molecular function: purine nucleobase transmembrane transporter activity. The coding region runs from base 91 to 1818 and encodes 575 amino acids.